AUGAAAUUUACUACAUUAGUUACAUUCGCUUCAGUUGCUUUAGCUUUAAAUUUAGAACAAAUUAGAUUAAUUAAUGAUAAUGAAUUAAUUAUUCAAGAUUCUGAAUAUGGUUAUCCAACUAUUGUUAAUUUAAAAGAAGAAGAUAAUGAAGUCGAAGAACAAGGUAAAAAAAAUUCAAAAACUUCAUCAGUUAAAUCUUUUUUUUCAUCAUUAACUAAAACUUCAUCAUCAUCUCAUUCAAAAACUACUUCAUCAUCAUCAUCAAGUCAUUCAACUACAAAAAUUACUACUGCUACUCAUUCAGAAAAAACUCAUACUACUACUGAUAAACAUGGUUCUACUUCUUAUUGGACCAAAACUAAAACUUAUUCAAUUACUAAAACUGGUGGUGCUGAAGCUGUUCAAGCUGCUGCUGUUGGUGGUCCAUUAUUAAUGGCUUUAGGUUUAUUAUUAUAA
Lodderomyces jiufengensis is the source of this 456-nucleotide messenger RNA. RefSeq names its product Pga53p (gene PGA53). The record is from RefSeq and is a predicted model, not a curated record. NCBI's taxonomy places the organism in Eukaryota, Fungi, Ascomycota, Pichiomycetes, Serinales, Debaryomycetaceae. Bases 1 to 456 code for a protein of 151 amino acids. The transcript has a single exon.